Emiliania huxleyi CCMP1516 is the source of this 1329-nucleotide messenger RNA. RefSeq lists its product as hypothetical. The transcript has 2 exons. Gene Ontology annotation, molecular function: protein binding. Lineage: Eukaryota; Haptophyta; Isochrysidales; Noelaerhabdaceae. The coding region runs from base 1 to 1329 and encodes 442 amino acids. Gene Ontology annotation, cellular component: nucleus. The record is from RefSeq and is a predicted model, not a curated record.
AUGCCUGAGCGCGGGCGACUGCGAGCGCAUUCGGAGGUCUCGCUCUCGGCGCUUAAUGCGCUCGAGAGCCGCUCUGCUCUCACGCAGCCCCGCACGAUCGAGCUGGAUGCGCCCCCUCCGCCGCCUCCGCGGCGGCGGCGGGUAAGGGCUGGCAGCACUCGCGAGCCGGCGCGCUGCUCGAGGCAGCGGUCAGUGGAGGCUUCAAUCGUGCUGGACGGCUUCCUUCUGCUCGAGGCAGCACGUGUGGAGGACCCCGAAGAGGCCGAGCGGAUCGUUCUCGAGGGUUGCGGCCUCUCGCGCGUCGUUGCAGAGGACCUGGCCUUCUUCACGAGGCUCACUCACCUCGACCUGGGUGACAACGGCGUGGAGCUGGAGGAUCUGGCGUCGCUGCCGGCGCUCGAGGAGCUUCAUAUCGACUGCAAUGGCCUGACGCGGCUCCACGUCCCAGAGAACAGCUUUGCCCGCCUCGAGAUUCUCAACGUCUCGUUCAAUGGAAUCGCGCCAGACACAAUCGUCUCGCUCGGCAGCUUGCCCAUGCUAAAAGAGCUGGACCUCUCGAACAACCGGCUGGCGGAGCUCCCCGCCUCACUCGCAUCGCUCACGUCGCUCCGGCAGCUCGCGUGCGACAACAAUCGGCUCAGCUCUGAGAGCGUGAUCCACUCCCUCGCGACGCUACCCAAGCUCUGCUCGCUCUCGCUCGCGCGCAACGCGAUCGAGCGGCUCCCCGCAAGCGUCGAAGAGGGCGGCUUCGCGAUGCUCGCGUCGCUUUCGCUCGCGCACAAUUGCAUCGAGCACGAGAGCGACGUCGCACCACUCCUGCAGCGCCUGAGCAGCCUCUCCAGGUUGCUCCUCUACGGCAACCCCUUUGUCAGCCGCACCGAGUCGGGGGGCCUGAGCCUGACCAACCCGCAGGCGCGAGCGCAAUCGUCGGGGCUCGACGGGGACGCGGACGAGGAGGAGAGCUCCUUCUUCCUCACCGGCGCCGGCGCCGCUGAGAGGCGAGGCGAGCUGACGCAGGACGAGGCGCUCGAGCAGCUGGCGCUCGAGCUGAGCAGCAUCCCCGUUGACCACAGCCGGGACACGCCGUCCGCCGUGGCCGCCCUCCGCGCGGCCUUGCGCCGAGUCGACGAUGCGCCGCCGCUGCUGAGCGACGCGAGCUUCCUCCAGCAGACGGCGUCAACCAGGGCCAAGGCGCGACCGAGGGGCGGCCGUCGGGGAGGCGCUUGCACGGCGCCCGCGCCCGAAGACCAGCCGCCGCCGCCGCUAUACACCGGGGGCGCAGACGCGCUGGACCUGGGCCCGAUGACGCUCGUCCGGGCGGGGCGUUGA